AUGCAGUCAUUAUAUUAAAUGAGUCCAAAAUCAACGCCUAAGAAUAGAUAACAAUUCUAAACUUGUUUUGACUACAAUGAGUCACCAUUUUUGAGUCCAAAGGUAGAAUCUUUUGAAUUGCACAAAUAUAAAGUGAGAACCUUGAAACCAAAAACUUUUCUUGAAGGUGAUCUUGCUAGAGUCAGUAAAUCAAAAAAUGCCAUAUAUACAAAUAAUAAUGAAUGCAUAAAAUGUAAAGGUGAAAAAGGGAGUUUAGCAAUCAAAUUAUGCAAUUGCAUAGAUACAUAUUACCAUAUAAUUUGUAUCUUAGAUUAUGCUAAUCUUUAUCCUAAAUUAGGACUCAAUUUGUUUCGAUGUUAAAUUUGUAAUGACUAUUUUCCGAUUGAAAUCAAUGAAAAAAUGAGCAUCUCAAAUUUAAGCGCAAAAGAAAAAUUCGCGUUUUUAAUGGCCUUUUCUCUACUAUGCUCUUUGAUUACACUAGAAAUUUUGAUCUUCGUAUUAUUUGAAUUGGAUCACAUGAAUCAAAUUUUAUUAAUAAUACUAAUAAUUAUUGAAUUAUUAGUCUUAUUAAUAAUAAUCAGUAAAUUUUAUCAUUUAUGUUAUUUAAUCGAAUAUGAUAUAAAGGAGUAUAAACUUGGACAAGAGUAUAAUUAAUCACAAUUGGAAUCCUUCACUCUUAAAAUUGUCAAAUAACUUUAAUAUAAAAGAGCCAAGAGGAUCACAUUUAAUGAACCAUGA
Molecule: messenger RNA, 738 nt
Organism: Paramecium tetraurelia
Lineage: Eukaryota; Ciliophora; Oligohymenophorea; Peniculida; Parameciidae
Exons: 2
Source: RefSeq, a predicted model, not a curated record